AUGGAAGAUUUUAUUCUAUGGACAAAGAGGGUCAAGGUUUUCUUGAAUUCACAAAAGGUCUUGAAGGCUUUUGAUGGUCCCCAGACCUUGCCUACCACAAUUAGUGUUGAAGAUAGACAAAACAUGGAGGUGAUUUCUUAUAGAACUUUGAUUCUCAACAUCACAGGCAGUGUCUUGAGGCAAGUGAUCAAUGAGAACACAACUUAUGAGAUUAAACACUCUAAGUCCUUAAAUGAAAAUUUGGAUGAAUUUAAGAAGCUCACAAAUGAGUUCAACCAACUUGGAGAAAAGCUUGGGGCAAAAAGUAAAGCGGCUAUCUUGAUCAACUCACUUCAUGACACCUUUAAAGAGGUAAAAUCAGCCUUGAAGUAUGAGAGAGAAUCAGUGACAGUCAAUGUUGUCAUUACAGCCUUAAAAAGCAAGGAAUUAGAGCUACAACUAGAAAAAAAUGUUAGGGAAGUUGAAUCUCUUUAUUUUAAGAGAAAGAACCAGUCAAAGAAGAAUCACUCUAACAAAAAUGAGAUAAUAGAAGACUCAAACAGAAAUAGAGAUUUCAGAAGAGAUGAGCCAAGGAGAUCAAAGGAACAUGGGAGAUUUCAAGGGCCUGCUAGUGAAGAAGCUUAUAAGUACAUUAAAGUUUUUGUUGCUAAAAAUAAAAGGGCUGUGGAUUUUGAAACUGAGGAGAGAGACUGGGUCUUAGAGCUAGGAUGUACCUAUCGUAUGACUUCUAAGAAGAGCUAG
This is a messenger RNA of Benincasa hispida (wax gourd), 741 nucleotides long. Lineage: Eukaryota; Viridiplantae; Streptophyta; Magnoliopsida; Cucurbitales; Cucurbitaceae. The record is from RefSeq and is a predicted model, not a curated record.